CUGCGGCACCAAACUGAACCAGAGGCCCAAUUGGGAAAAGAUGGUUAUUUCCGUUCAUUUAACAUCACUGCUAAAGUCAAUGAAGGUAAUUUGUUGUUUUGAAGCAAAGUAUUUGGUAGAAUUAGAGUGAAGGAGUGGAAUUGAUCCACAGCCUGAGUCACCAGUUUAAGGACAGGAGGAGAGAGAAUCUGGAGAGGAGAAAAGAAUAAGUAGGAGACUGGACACUGAAUCUGGAACAAUGAGCAGAGAGGGAGAGGUGUGUGUGGGACAGAGAUUUAUAGAUUUGGAGGAAUGAGAGGGAAAAGUGUUCCAUAGAAACUAGAAUUCUCUGUUCUGAAUUUAUAUGUUUAAUACCACAAGGACUGCAGCGGUUGAAGAAGGCAGCUUACCACCACCUCAAGAGCAACUAGGGAUGGGCAAUAAAUGCUGGCCCAGCCGGCGAAGCCCACAUCCCAUAAAUGAAUAAAAGAAAAUAUCCUGUAUUUACAGUGAUAACUUCUGUAAACUCAUUUUACAGGAGGUUAGAAGGGGAGGAUUUCACUGUCACUUGAUUCAGCAGAACCUGAAUAUCACUGGCCUUUGAAUGAGGAAGGGUAAACAUUUGUCUAUUCUGUCUGUGGAAAAAGAUUUCAAACAUCAGUAUGACUGAUAAAGCACCAAGACUCGAAUGAGAGCGCUCCAGUGCACUGACUGUGGAAAGAAUUUUAAUCAGUUACACAGACUGAAUAAAAAUCACACCAUUCACAGCAGGGAAAAAUCAUUCAUGUGUUCUGCUUGUGAACAAAGCUUCAGCUGAUUGUCCAGCCUGGAGAGACACAAGCACAUCAGGUCCUUUGAGAAACCGUGGAAAUGUGGGGACUGUGGGAAGGGAUUGAUUUCCCCAUCAAAGCUAGAAACUCAUCGACGCUCUGACUCUUUCUGACAUUUUUAAACAUCAAUGUGAAUGGAAAAGCACAGAGACACGCACCCCUGAGUGCGACUGUUUCAGUGGACUGACUGUGGAGAGAGCUCUAACCAGUUAUACAGCCUGAAAAAACAUUGCACCAUUCACAGCGGAGAGAGGCUGUACACACAUUCUGUAUACAGAUGAGGCUUCAGCUGACUGGUGAACAUGCAGAGACACAAGGACACCUGCACCAUAGAGAAACCAUGGAAAUGUGGAGACUGUGGGAAGAGAUUCCGUUCCCCAUCUGCACUCGAAAUUCAUCGACGCAUUCACACGGGGGAGAGGCCAUUCACCUGCUCUCAGUGUGGCAAGGGAUUCAAUCACUCAUCGCAUCUGGUUACACACAAGCGAGUUCACACCGGGGAGAGGCCGUUCACCUGCUCCGUGUGUGGCAAGGGAUUCACUCAGUCAUCACACCUGCGGUUGCACCAGCGUGUUCACACUGGGGAGAGGCCAUUCAUAUGCUCCGUCUGUGGGAAGGGAUUCAGUGAAUCAUCCACCCUGCAGAACCACAGUGUUGUUCACACUGGGGAGAGGCCAUUCACUUGCCCCGUGUGUGAGAAGGGAUUCACUCGGUUAACCAACCUUCUGCGACACCAGAUAGCGCACACCGGAGAGAGACCAUUCACUUGCUCCGUGUGUGGGAAGGGAUUCACUCGGUCAACCAGCCUGCGGGCACACCGACGUGUUCAUACUGGAGAGAGGCCAUUCUCCUGCUCUGAGUGUGGGAAGGGAUUCCCAAAUUCAUCCAGCCUAUGGAAGCACCGGCGAGUUCACUCCGGGGAGAGGCCGUUCUCCUGCUCUCUGUGUGGAAAAGGAUUCACUGAAUCAUCCAACCUGCUGAGACACCAGCGAGUUCACACUGGGGAGAGGCCUUUCACCUGUUCGGAGUGUGAGAAGGAAUUUGCUGAUACAUCCAGCCUGCGGAAGCACCGCCGACUUCACACAGAGGAGAGAGACCGUUCACCUGCUCUGAGUGUGCGAAAGGAUUCACGGAGUCAUCCAACCUGCUGAGACACCAUUGCAGUCACACUGAUUACAGACCCUUUCGAUGCUCUGACUGUGGGUAUUAAUUGUAUCAGCUGUGGUUACAAAAACAUAGGUGAAGGGAAUUGAUUGGAUGGUUACUUGAGGACAGAUAAAAAGAAACUUACUGGCAUGGAGUGGAGUCAGGAGUUGUCUAACUAAAAUUUCACUCUGUGAAUAAGUCUAUACCAUGUAAAGACUGGCUCCAGUUUCUUUCUUCACCAUAAGGCUAUCAUGGUAACAGAUUGCUUGCCUAAUGGCGAAGGAUGGAAACUAAACGGAAAUAAAAUUUUGGACAAAAGCUUACAAUCCUAGUAAUUUUUGUGAGAAAUGGCUGAAAGCAAUUGUCAGGGUCUGAUACCCAGUCUCUGUUCUUGGAGUCUGAGCCAUACGACCAGUGGAAGAAUGAAGUGGAUAUGUGGACAUGGGUUAUGUCCCAACCAAGGAGGGAACAAAGUCUGGCCUUGACACUGUCAAUUCCUAACAAAAGUAAAAUCAGAACAGAAGUAUUUUGUGAGCUGGAUGCCUGUCAGUUGGAUAUCGAUGAAUGUUUUGAUCUUCUAUUCGGGUUCAUUGAUGAAAUUUACAAGAAAGCCUGUGAGCAUAAUCGGAUUUUGACAGGUUUUGAAUGAGGGUGAAAGCACCUUCAGCAGAUCUGGAUUGGAAUAGCACUAAUAGGUGAAUGGGAACAAUUAACAAGUGUUUCAGGACUAACUCAAAAUAGGAUUAUGAGCCAAUCUGCCCAAAGUGGAAAAUCAGGGUCUUCAAAGUGACUCAUGACACAGAGAAUUCUGAAGCUGAAGAUCAUGACAAUUAUCACUCUGAAGGAAUUGUACUCGUCACAAUGAGUUUUGGUCCAUUGAUGGGUAUAUUGUUCACAGACGCUUUCAACUCUGCUGUGUUAGAUAGUGGCUGCACCUCAACAGUAUGUUGAUCAGAUUGGUAAAGAUAUUACCCAGUUCUCCUCAUGGUGAAGAUGGACACAAGGUUAAGGAGGGUUCAACUUGUUUAGGUUUGGGUGAAGUCACACAUUGAAGUCACUAAAAAGAGUGGUGAUUCCAUGCAAAAUAUCCGGAUUCUGCCACUUUAUGAGGACUGAUGUAGUCUUUCGUGAGAUCCCCUCACUAUUGUGUAAACCUUAGAUAAAAGGCAUAAUUGCAACCGGACAUGAAUCAAGAUAAGACAACUGUUUUUGGAAAGUCAGUGAGUCUGCAGUUUACUCAAUCAGGACAUUAUCGUAUCCCUUUAACAAUACCUGCUGUUUCGAAUCAGACUGUUUGAGAAGGAUUAAUGGAAUCAAGUGAUAAGAAUCAGCGAGAAGAAAAGCAAAUUGUCUUUAAAGCUACAAAGACAGUUUGCUCACCCUUGUCAAAGAUUAAAACUCUUGCAGGUUGUAUACGAGGCUCAUAGAAGAGAUUAAUGCAAGGUGUGAAAUGUGUAAAAAAAAGUAUCAGAGGACACCGUCACAUCCUUUUGUAAACCUUCCCUUGGUACGUGACUUCAACGAGGUAGUUGCCAUGGAUCUAAAGUAUUUUAGGAGAGGAUUUGCAGACAGAAAUCCCAAAACAUCACAUCCUAACCUCACAAAGCCACUUGAUUAAUUGGGACGUGUAAAACGCUGGCCUUUGAAUCUGGAAGGAGAAAUGUUUGUCUGUUCUGUCUGCUUCAAAAGGUUUUAAACAUCAGUGUGACUGGAAAAGCACCAAGACACAGAGGCCUGACUGAAUGUGUUCCAGUGUACUGACUGUGGAAAGAGACUUAAUCAGUUAUACAAUCUGAACAAACAUCGCACCAUUCACAGCAGUGAGAGACUGUUGUCUGUCACAUUAUCUGUGUGGGGACGAGAUUUCAACUCAUCGUUGAAUCUGGAGAGACACAAGG
Messenger RNA from Carcharodon carcharias (great white shark), 3853 nucleotides. RefSeq names its product zinc finger protein 239-like. Gene Ontology annotation, cellular component: transcription regulator complex; PcG protein complex. Lineage: Eukaryota; Metazoa; Chordata; Chondrichthyes; Lamniformes; Lamnidae. The transcript is spliced from 2 exons. Gene Ontology annotation, molecular function: DNA-binding transcription factor activity, RNA polymerase II-specific; RNA polymerase II cis-regulatory region sequence-specific DNA binding. The coding region runs from base 1112 to 1960 and encodes 282 amino acids. The record is from RefSeq and is a predicted model, not a curated record. Gene Ontology annotation, biological process: regulation of transcription by RNA polymerase II.